Molecule: messenger RNA, 1812 nt
Organism: Durio zibethinus
Lineage: Eukaryota; Viridiplantae; Streptophyta; Magnoliopsida; Malvales; Malvaceae
Product: non-specific phospholipase C1-like
Biological process (GO): phospholipid catabolic process
Molecular function (GO): hydrolase activity, acting on ester bonds
Source: RefSeq, a predicted model, not a curated record
CUAUCUUUAACGAUCACCGGAAAAUGAGUUCCCGCCGAGGAAUACCCUUCACCUUUGUUCUCUUCUUUUGCCUUAUAAUUUCGUCUCGCUCUCUUAGUUCUAACUAUAGUUUUGGAAAGAAACACAAAAUCAAAGGACCCAUUAAAACUUUAGUUAUCCUCGUCAUGGAAAAUCGUUCCUUUGACCAUCUUUUGGGUUGGCUCAAAUCGACCCGACCGGACAUCGACGGUCUCACUGGAUCCGAGUCAAACCCAGUCAACGUCACCGAUCCCAACUCCCUCAAUAUCUCUGUCUCCGAUGAUGCUCUCUUCGUAGAUUCGGACCCUGGCCACUCUUUCCAAGCUAUCUGAGAACAGAUUUUCGGUUCGAACGAUAGCUCGGCUAUCCGGGCUCCGAUGAACGGCUUCGUCCAACAAGCGGAGAGCAUGGGUGACGGAAUGGGCAAAACCGUGAUGAGCGGAUUUAAACCGAGUCGGUUACCGGUUUACACGAAGUUAGCGAACGAGUUCGGCAUUUUCGACCGGUGGUUUGCUUCAGUUCCUGCUUCGACUCAACCGAACCGAUUUUAUGUCCAUUCAGCGACGUCGUUUGGGGCCACGAGUAACGUCAAGAAAGACCUUAUUCACGGUUUCCCUCAAAAAACGAUUUUCGAUUCGUUGGACGAAAAUGGCCUCAGCUUCGGCAUUUAUUACCAAAACAUCCCGGCCACCCUUUUCUACAAAAGCCUAAGAAAACUAAAGUUCGUGACCAAAUUCCACAGUUACGCUUUGAAGUUUCGGCUCCAUGCUCGGCUCGGACAGCUACCGAAUUACGUGGUUGUAGAGCAACACUACUUCGAUGUGGAAGCGUUUCCGGCGAACGACGAUCACCCGUCGCAUGACGUGGCGCGUGGGCAGAGGUUGGUGAAGGAGGUGUACGAGAUACUAAGAGGUAGUCCGCAGUGGAAAGAGACGGCUCUUUUGAUUACGUACGAUGAGCACGGGGGUUUUUAUGAUCACGUGCCGACUCCGGUAUCCGGUGUUCCUAACCUGGACGGCAUCGUGGGGCCCGACCCGUUUUAUUUCAAGUUUAAUAGGUUGGGAGUUAGGGUCCCUACUAUCUUGGUCUCUCCCUGGAUUGAUAAGGCCACUGUAAUCCAUGAGCCAGCUGGGCCAACACCAGAUUCACAAUUCGAGCAUUCUUCCAUCCCUGCAACAGUGAAGAGGCUUUUCAACUUGAAUUCGAAUUUCCUGACAAAGAGGGAUGCAUGGGCUGGUACAUUCGAGAAUUAUUUUAACCUGCGAAGUACACCACGUGAUGACUGUCCAGAAAGUCUUCCCGAGGUGAAGACAUCAUUGAGGCCAUGGGGUCCAAAAGAGGAUGCUAGCCUCUCAGAAUUCCAAGUUGAACUCGUCCAGCUUGCAUCACAGCUCAAUGGCGAUUAUGUCCUCAGUACUUACCCAUUUAUUGGCAGAAGCAUGAGAGUAGGUGAAGCCAACAGAUAUGUAGAGGAUGCGGUCAAGAGGUUCCUGGAAGCUGGAAAGGCUGCUCUAAGAGCUGGAGCUAAUGAAUCUGCAAUUGUAACAAUGCGGCCUUCCCUUAGCAGUCGAGUUAAGGUAGAUCGGAGCAGCUAUGUGGAAUCCUAUUAGUCCUUUAUAUAAUUGCCCACUGUAAAUAGAAAUUAUACCCUUUCCCUGUACAUAUUAAUAUCUAUUACGAGUUAAUAUCAUUGACAAAGGUCAAGUCUACUUGAUUAUGUAAUACAUAACCUUAUAAAAAUACAUGCCUUUUGUUUACCAAAUGUUCCUUGAUGAGACUUCUAUGGUUAAAUAC